Messenger RNA from Amphiprion ocellaris (clown anemonefish), 7932 nucleotides. RefSeq names its product protein tyrosine phosphatase receptor type O (gene ptpro). The coding region runs from base 258 to 3968 and encodes 1236 amino acids. The record is from RefSeq and is a predicted model, not a curated record. Gene Ontology annotation, biological process: podocyte differentiation; axon guidance; regulation of glomerular filtration. The transcript is spliced from 27 exons. Gene Ontology annotation, cellular component: plasma membrane; GABA-ergic synapse; glutamatergic synapse. Gene Ontology annotation, molecular function: Wnt-protein binding; protein tyrosine phosphatase activity; cadherin binding. Lineage: Eukaryota; Metazoa; Chordata; Actinopteri; Pomacentridae.
GUCCGUGCGUGUGCCGGGGUUCAGGGCGGGGCGGAGCCGCGCAGCAGCAGCUUCAUCCCCGCUGACCGACAGCGACCCUCUGCUCGUCUCCAGGCCGCGGCAUGGACCCCGGAGCCCGGCCGCAGAAGCUCAGCGGGUCCGGUUCGAGCUUCGGAGAGUCCCGGUGCUGAUGAAGGUGAUGAUGAAGAUGCGCCGUUAACGGACGAACCGGAGGAUCGGCGGAGCAUCGAUGCGGCAGAACGACCGCCAUUGUUCGGAUGCGCAGCAGACUGAGAGGAACCAGGCCGGAGCUUAGACCCGCGGACCGACCCACGGACAGCAUGCUGCUCCCGGCGCUGCUGCUCUGCCUCGUACCGAUGUCGUCGGGAUUCCAGGCGUAUGUAACAGACGACGGUUUGAUCGUGGCGACUCUGGAGCGCUCCGACCUUCAGGAGAACGUCACAUCAUACGCUGUGCAGAUCUCUGGAGAACCUCGACCGGUUCUGGUCCAAUUCUCCAACAGCAGCGAACCGGUUCUGUUCAACGCCUCCUUCCAUGGCCAGUGCUACUCUGUGGGUUUACUGGCCCGACUGGGCCAGAGCUGGUCCAGACCCAUGAAGACUCUGACGCUGCUCACAAAGCCACUGCCCAUCCUCAGCGCUCAGAUUUCCGACUAUAAAGAAGCUCCAGAGACGGGAGUUGUGUUUGAAAUCGACCCUCCGGCUGGAAACGUCUUCAGCCGAGUGAACAUCAGCUUCACUGAAGGACCAGAGAGACGGUCGAUGCUCUACAAAGAUUUCUACAGAGGGAAGACAGUGUUCAAACACUGGCUACCGGGGGUUUGUUACCGGAACAUCACCUUCCAGCUCAUCUCUGAAGCUACAGUUUACCAGACGCCAUUGGUCGCCCACAGUGAUGUCACACACACACCUCUGCACCACCGCACAGUGCCCUUCCCUCCCCUCAACAUUUCCCAUAAGAUCAUCCACCUGAGCCAGAGGGCAGCAGGUGAAGCUAUCACGGCUCCUCUCCACCGUCACACCCGAGACGUCCCACUGAUGGAGGAGCGAGAGGAGGAGGAGGUCCAGCCGGAGGAGGAGAACAUCUCUGAGGACGCGGCGACCUCCAGCCCCUUUAACUCCACCAUGGUGGUUAGCACCGCCGCCACCGCUAACAGCAGUCAGCCGGAGGAGGCGGAGCUUCAGAACUACUGGUUGGACCCCACGGAGCCGUCGACGGCCGACGAUGAGUUUGUGAACGCCGUGGUGUCAGAAUAUGAGGACUCCAACGAGCCGGGUUCGGCCAUGGGCCUCCAACCAGAGCCCUCCGUCCUGCCCACCAGGCUGCCCCCCGUCCUGCUGGAGCUCCGCUGGCUGCCGCCGAGGCCUCCGACCAGCCACGACGGCUUCAAUGUCUACAUCUACAGAGACGGAAACUCCACAGAAACAGCGACCGUGGACGAAAACACUCAUGAGUUCUUCACCGAGUUGACAGAACCGGGAACGUACCGAGUCCAGGUCACCACGCUGAGUUCAUCUGGAGACUGUGACGCCCGAGAGAGCAGUGCCGACACCGGGUUCACCUUCUACCGCAGUCCUGGUGGUGAGCUGCUGGAGGAACUUCGAGAACGUCCUCAGUCUGUCAGUGUCCGACUGUUGGACUCCAGCACCGCCGCCGUUACCUGGGCGCCGUCCAACCAGAACCACAACGGCAGCCUGGUGUCGGUGGUUUCUACUACCUGUCUGAAGCCGAGCCUGAGCCAGAGGAUGGAGAACACCUACUGCAGCGAGGAGAACUCGACCAGUGACAUCAUCACCAACCUGACGCCAGGUGCUCAGUACAGGGUCGUGGUUUUUCACACCAACGGACCUCUGAUCAGCCCUCCGUCUGAGCCCGUCAUCAUCGACAUCGAGCCCACAGGUGUCCGUGAGUUGGCGGUCUAUCCCCUGAGUCCAACAGCCGUCAUCCUCAGCUGGCAGCGUCCGUACCACGUGGCCUUCAGGAAGUACGUCCUGCAGACCUUUUUCUUCAACCCCGUCACGCUGGCGUCUGAGUGGACCACCUACUACGAGAUCGCUGCCACCGCUUCCGUCAUCGCCUCUGUGAGGGUGACCGACCUGCUGCCGGCAUGGUAUUACAACUUCCGUGUUUCCAUGGUGACGUGGGGCGACCCGCCGCUCAGCUGCUGCGACAGUUCGACCGUGAGCUUUGUUACAGCUCCUGAAGCUCCACACAUCUCCUCGGUGGAUUAUUCCCAUGGAGUUUUAUACGUCCGCUGGACUUACGGAGAACUCUUCAUCGACCUGUCGCACUCCAGGAUGCUGCACUGGCAGGUGGUGGCCAUCAGCAAGAAGGGACCCGAGAGGAGCUACUCAGUAGACGUGACCCGUAACGUGAUGCGAGCCCACCUGCCUCUGCCUCCAGGUGACAUCUACAACCUGACGGUGACGGCGUGCACAGAACGAAGCCGGAACACGUCGAUGCCCAACAUCAUCAAGCUGGAACCGGCUCCGCCCAGAUCGCUGUUCGCCGUCAACGCCACCCACUCGUCCGUCACUCUGCUGUGGACGGAGGACGGCGUGGUCGACUACUACCAGGUGGUCUGCAGACUCAGCAGGAGCAGCAAGGAGCUCAAGACUCGAGAGCCUCAGACGUCGACAUCUCACAUUGUGACGAUUUCCGGUUUGUUGCCGUCGUCCAGCUACAACUGCACCGUGACCAGCUUCAGCUACAGCACACCGAGCAAACCGGCCCACAUCAGCAUCACCACCGUUGCUAAAGAGAUGAACCCCAGUGUAGCAGCCAUCUCGGCUCUAGCCAUCCUCAGCAUCCUGUUGAUCAGCCUCCUGGUUCUGUUCCUGCUGGUUCUGAGGAAGAAACACCUGCAGAUGACCAGAGAAUGUGGCGCCGAGACCUUCGUCAACUUUGCGUCAUUCGAGCGAGACGGAAAACUUCCCUACAACUGGCGAAGAAGCCUCUUUGCCUUCCUUACCCUACUGCCAUCCUGCCUUUGGACUGACUAUCUUUUGGCUUUUUAUAUUAAUCCUUGGAGCAAGACCGCUUUAAAGAAACGGAAGCUAACAAGUCCCGUUCAGCUCGACGACUUCGACGCUUAUUUUAAAGAAAUGAGCAAAGAUUCUGCCUAUAAGUUCUCCCUGCAAUUUGAGGAGCUGAAGAGCGUCGGUUUGGAUCUUUCCCACGAUGCAGCAGAUCUUCCCAUCAACAGACCCAAGAACAGAUACACCAACAUCCUGCCAUAUGACUUCAGUCGGGUGAAGCUGAUCUCGAUGCACAACGAUGAAGGUUCAGAUUACAUCAACGCCAACUACAUUCCUGGCUACAAACACUCCAGGGAGUACAUCGCCACUCAGGGUCCGCUGCCUGAAACCCGGAAUGACUUCUGGAAGAUGGUUCUGCAGCAGAAAUCUCCGAUCAUCGUGAUGCUUACGCAGUGCAACGAACGGCGGAGGGUGAAGUGCGACCACUACUGGCCGUUCACCGAUGAACCAGUGAUGUACGGUGAGAUCAGCGUGGAGAUGAUGUCAGAAAGCGAAUCUCCAGAGUGGACCAUCAGGAAGUUCAGGCUGGGAUAUGCCGACGAAACUCAGGACGUCCUGCACCUGAACUACACCUCGUGGCCGGACCACGGCGUCCCGACCGUCAACGCCAUCGAGUCCAUCCUGCAGUUCGUCCACAUUGUCCGGCAGCAGGCCAACCGGACCAAAGACCCCAUCAUCGUCCACUGCAGCGCCGGCGUCGGCAGAACCGGAACCUUCAUGGCUCUGGACCGACUGAUGCAGCAAAUCAGGGAGCACGAGUUCACCGACAUCCUGGGGAUGGUGUCGGAGAUGAGGUCGCACCGGCUGUCCAUGGUCCAGACAGAGGAGCAGUACGUGUUCAUCCAUCAGUGCGUCCUCCUCAUGUGGCAGAAGAAGAAACAGUCCAGCAUCACGUCAGACGUCAUCUAUGAAAACGCUAGUAAAACAUAAACAACUGCCGACGCUGACGGCUGAGCUUCAGGCCUCCAUCUGUGCAGAAGAAGAAGAAGAAAAACGCUUCAUCAUCAGAACAUCUCAGCGAGAACCAACCGACCGACCAACCAACCAGUUCCCCAGAGUUUAGUUUGGUAUUAUGGGAUGGAAGCUUUGCCUUAAAGAGCCUUCAGACUGAACCACCAGGAUCAACGUUUCUGAUUCAAUCUCAGGAGAACGACCAGCAGCACAUCGGCCUCCUUCCUCCUGGACCAGACUCACCGGUACUGCCACAGCGACGAGACCGACCGGGACCCAGAACCUUCACAGAACCUCCGGAGAACCUCCAGAGAACAUCCAGAAAACCUUCAAACCUUCAGCGAGUCUGCAGCUACAUGAGCACAAAGUUUCCCAUUGGACAGCUGCAGCAGAGCUUCAAAGACUAGAACCAGCAGGACCCGGACCAGAGAGCGGGUUCUGAGGGGGUGAAGGUCUGAGCUGCUGCCAGAGUUCGGGUCCAAACCGGUUCUGAAACAUCUGAAGGCACAAAGACAGAAACGGGCCGAAGCUGCUGUUUGCAUGUUGAGGAGUUUUAGACGUUUAGAAGCUGUAGGUUGAUUUGCACUGAGGAUGACGAACCGGGUCCAGCAGCAGAACCGGACCCAAGUCUGGAGUUUCAGAUCAGAAACCAGAACCACAAAAACUGCUUCAGCUCUGAGUUCCAGUUUCCUUCAGGUGGCUGAAGGUGGAAGAAACAAACAUAUCUGCUGUGAACCGACCCGAACCAAUCACAGAACCAGAACCUCAAAGUUUAAAUGAAACCUUUCAGAGUUUUUGUUUCAACACAAAGUUCCUGAAAACAACAGAAAACUUUACGUCUGAACCCAAACCUUAGUUCAAAAACUAAAUUCCUUUAAAUGAACUUCACUGUUUUAGAACCCAAAUAUUAAAACUGAGGUCAGAGUUCUAGUUUCAGACCUCAACAUGUCGAUACUUUGAUCAGUAUUUUUAGUUCUGAUCUGCAGUAAAACCUUUAAAACCAACAUUUAUUCUCAACAAACGGUUCAAAUCCUACAAACUAAUGAAACACUGACGGUAAACUUUGAGUUUUUCACACAAACAAUGUUUCAAUCAUCCUAAAAGAUUCAAUGAAGCCCAAAGAUUCACAUGGAAACAGAUGAUUCAAGUCAAAACAUUGAGUUUAACCCUCCUGUUGUCUUCAUUUACAGGCACCAAAAAAUAUUGUUUCCUUGCCUGAAAAAAAUCCAAAAAUUCAGCCAAAAAAAAUUCCACAAACUUCUGAAAAUUUUCAAAACCUUCAGGAAGAAAAUUCCAAUAAUUCGUUCAAAGUUUCCAUUAAAAGCUUUGUAAAAAAAAAAUAAAAUCCCCCAAAUUUGGCAAAAAAAAUUCUAGUAAACAUUUUCAAAAAAUUAGUAAAAAUCUUCAAAAAAAAUCCUAAAAAUAUCUAGUGAUUCCAUACAUAUCAGUAAAACUUCUAAUAUUUUCUUUAAGAAGAUUCACAUAAAAAUAAACCAAAAUCCAGCGAAUUUCGCUGGAUUUUGAUUUUUUGUGAAUCUUCUUAAGAAACAUUUUUAACAUUUAUUUUUUUUCCACCAAAAAAUGUUCAAAAAUUUCCCAAAAAUGUUGAAAAUGUGGACAUCAGAAGUUUCACUGUGAAAAUAAUUUUUUUUUUCCCACAUUUUCAAACUUUAAAACGGGUCAAUUUGACCCACAGGACGACACAAGGGUUAAACUUAUCAACUCACAUUUAGGAAGAAGAAAACUUUGACAUUUUUGAAAUUUCAGCUAAAAAGAUGAACUUUAAACGGCUAAAAUUCUCAUUCAACUCAAAUCGUUGUUUAAAUAUAACCACUGGAAUUUGUAAUUUACCUAAAAAUGAUCAUUAAUUAUGUAAAAUUCUUCUAUUAAGACUUAAAAUCGCAACAUUUAGAAUUUUAACUUGUAUAGUUUGUCUACAAAACUAGCAAAUUUUAGGUUUAAUUUCUAAACUUUUUGUAUAUUAAUGAUAUAAACUGAGGUUUGGUGGAACAAGUUCAACAUAAGUUUUUAAAUAAAUCAAAGUUUAAACUAAACUACUUUGGAUUUCUAAUUAUAAACAGCAACAAAAACGUCACAUUUUUACUACAAAUCUACUUUUCUUCCAGUAAAUUUGUUUGAUUUUCAUCUGGAAACUCAACAUUUAUAACAUUUCUUUCUAAAUAUAAAUUAGUUUAAACUACAUCUCAGAUCUGAAAACUCUAAAAACAAUAUUUCUGAUUCUAAAUAUGUGAAUUAAAUCUCCCAGAGUUCGUGGAUCUUUUCCGUGUUGGAAUAAAAACUCGUGUUCUGGUUCUCGGCGCCCCCUGCUGGACGCCGGUCGUCGCUUCGGAUCGGAUCAACUUUCAUUCGCUUCUUUCUACUGAAGGACACAAAAAAACUCCACACUUCUGAUCAAACAAAGAAUCUCAAAGUUUCACACUCGGUUCAGGAAGUCAGGGUGUCGCCAAAAUAAGAGCUGCGGCCAAACGCCUUCACAAUAAAAGCUCCAACUCUCUCUGAACUUCACUGCCAGUUUUAACCAGUUUAACACUUUUAUUAUUUCUAAUUUAAUUAAUUUCAAAGAUAAUCAAACGUUGCUAAUUUGAAUUUAAAUUUAAUUAAAUAUAUAAAAUCAUCGGUGCGUCAUUUUAUCUGACAGAAGCAGCAAAAAUAACAUUUAACCAAAAAAAAGAAAAAACAUGUAAAUAAACAUCGGAAUUACUUUUUAAUAACAUAAUUUUAGGGAGCAUUAAUUACAUUCAUGUUAGAAUAUCAGCACAAGUAGAUUCAAAUGUUACAUCGUUAUCAUUAAAAUGUGGUACAAAUGUGAGUUUUGAACUAAUUUCUAAACGAUUUAAGGUAUUUUAGUGAUUCUAAUAUCUGGUGAAACAACUCAAACUGCAGAUUUCAUUAAAAGACUAAACGUUUAGAACAAUUUGAGAAAAAAGGAAAAAAAAUCCUUAAAAAUAUGAAAUAUUCAGUUGUCAAUUUUUUAAGAAUACAUUUACUUUAUAGUUUACAAUUGGAGGAGUUAAUCCUGGUUUUUACACAUUUUUAUUUGCAAACAAGUUUUUUUGUCAACAUAAAUAUCCAAUUUUGCUAAUUAUCCUAUAAUUUCUGUUUAUUUUGAUACAGAAACCUACAUUUAUUCAUAAUAUCUUCAAUAACGGGUUUAGCAGAGUUGAAUAAAAAGAAAUCCUGAGAUAAACUAAUGAACUGUUUACAUUCUUUCAUCAAACUUCAAGUAAAACAUAUCGAACUAUUAAAAAUACUAACGUUUCUUCGUACUGUUUUCUCUACAUGAUGCUAAACUGCAAACAGCACCUGAAGCUUUUAUUCUGAAGUAGCCUGUUGAGUGUGUUUUGGUGACUUCCUGUUUCCCUCUGUACAAACUGAAAGUAAACCGUUGAAUGUGUGUAAAAGGCUGCUGGACUCUGUGGCCUUUAACUUUUCUGUGUCAGACGGUCGCUGGUUCGGACUUCGGUUUUGUCGCCUCUCGAUCUGAAACGUUCGCUGUUAGAUAUCAGACGUACUGUACAUAAUACUACUGCUUAAUACUCCGUUUCUACUCGUCAUUACUGAGUACUUCUUGUGGAAAUGUUGCUUUAGAGGUUUUGUUUUUUAAAGUUGUUGUAAAUGUGAAUCAUCGUUUACUGAGCCAGAAGCCGAACUCGGCGACGCCUCGAUGUUGGCGUCGUCUCGAGGACUCGGAGGACUUGUCUGAGAAACGCACUUGGGUACGACUGUUGGGAACGUUCCUGGAACCUCCGGAGAAUGUUGGCAGAUCAGCACUGAACACUUCUACAGUUCUUUCUCUUUGCUUCGUGUUCGUCCGGUCGACUUGUUCGUCAUUGGUGCCAUUUUGUGCAUUGUGUCACUUACAGUUUGAAGCUGUCACAGAGUUUUAGUGUGUGUGUGUUGAACCAAUAAAAUGUUGCAGUUA